AUGAACGAAAGUCGAGAGCGAAUCCGCCGUGAGCGGGAGAGAGAGAAGAAUACAUACACGUCGCCUCGCCUCGCGUUGCGCCGCGUGCUCCUUUUGGCAGAAGGAAGGCAGUUCAGGGAGGCGGCCGCCAUCUUGUCGCGGCUCGGACCUGGAGUGCUACAAGGUGUUGCCUCAGAACUGCCCAUAGAUUUGCUGGUAGAAGCACUACCGCAUUCUGCACAUCUUAUUGAAACCUUAUUGAACAGGUAA
Arctia plantaginis is the source of this 249-nucleotide messenger RNA. The record is from the annotation of a GenBank genome assembly. Lineage: Eukaryota; Metazoa; Arthropoda; Insecta; Lepidoptera; Erebidae.